UUUUUCCUUAAACUGUAUCGACUCCAAAUACAUGCACAAGUGUACCAAGAAAUUUAAUCCAUGCCAUUAUGUACAAAUUUUAACUUUCCUGUUAUAGGAGUGGCACCAUGUUUACUGCAGUUGGUUGGCCUUCUUGUGACUCCUGAAUCCCCUAGAUGGCUGGCAAGGUUUGGAUACCCAGGUGCAUUUGAGGCAGAGUUGCAGAAGCUAAGGGGAAAGGGGGCUGAUAUAUCUGAGGAAGCUGAAGAAAUUAAAGAUUUUACAGAAAAGCUUCAGCAUUUACCAAAGUCAAAGGUUUUGGACCUGUUUCAGAAGGAUUAUAUUCAUGCUGUUACAGUUGGAGUCGGGCUAAUGGUCCUUCAACAGUUUGGGGGAGUGAAUGCCAUUUGCUUCUAUGCUAGUGACAUAUUUGUUUCAGCUGGUAAUGAAUGA
Panicum virgatum (switchgrass) is the source of this 432-nucleotide messenger RNA. Its product is annotated as sugar transporter ERD6-like 7. Gene Ontology annotation, biological process: transmembrane transport. The record is from RefSeq and is a predicted model, not a curated record. Bases 61 to 432 code for a protein of 123 amino acids. NCBI's taxonomy places the organism in Eukaryota, Viridiplantae, Streptophyta, Magnoliopsida, Poales, Poaceae. The transcript is spliced from 4 exons. Gene Ontology annotation, molecular function: transmembrane transporter activity. Gene Ontology annotation, cellular component: membrane.